AUGCAGACCUUUCAUCAAUAUGUUUCUCCGGAAGAAAGUGUUCGAAAUGCUGCGGUUGAAGCUGAUAAAUCACUCACGGAGUACGGUAUUGAAGUAUCAUCUAGAAUGGAUGUCUAUAAAGCUUUACUUGCUGCUCAAAAAGCUACAGACAUAUAA
Molecule: messenger RNA, 156 nt
Organism: Melampsora larici-populina 98AG31
Lineage: Eukaryota; Fungi; Basidiomycota; Pucciniomycetes; Pucciniales; Melampsoraceae
Exons: 1
Coding region: 1-156 (51 amino acids)
Source: RefSeq, a predicted model, not a curated record